Messenger RNA from Benincasa hispida (wax gourd), 1734 nucleotides. RefSeq names its product protein ASPARTIC PROTEASE IN GUARD CELL 2. NCBI's taxonomy places the organism in Eukaryota, Viridiplantae, Streptophyta, Magnoliopsida, Cucurbitales, Cucurbitaceae. Gene Ontology annotation, molecular function: aspartic-type endopeptidase activity. Gene Ontology annotation, biological process: proteolysis. The record is from RefSeq and is a predicted model, not a curated record.
UGAGUGUCUGAAUCAAUUUAUACAUACUUCGACUAAUCCUAUUAUAUAUCUACUAACUUCAGCUUCAGCUUCUUAUCUAUUUCUUUGUACAGAAAACACUCACAAACCAGUAACUCAAUCAUAAUCGAAACCCCACAGUUGUCUUUUUCCCUCUCAUAUUUUCCCACACUUAAAUCCCCCAUUCUCUUUCUCAUUCUCAAUCUCCCCAACAACACUCACUUCACAGCUUAAUUACUAAACCAUGCUACCUUUCCUUCUUCUUCUUCCUCUUUUAGCCACCGCCAUCUCCCUGGUUUCGACCAGUCCUGCCGCUACUUACCCAGCCACCCAACUCCUAAAUGUCAAAGACACAAUCAAAGAAACAGAAACCAGACCCUCUAGACUACCACAAGAUCUUGACCUCCAUGAAAACUACCCUCCUUUUGACAACAGCAGCAGUCAGAGUCAAUGGAAGCUCAAGCUCUUCCAUAGAGAUAAGCUGCCCUUCAACUUCAACACCGACCAUCCCCGUCGUUUCAAGGAGCGCAUCGAAAGAGAUUCCAUAAGGGUUUCCUCUCUGCUCCGCUUACUCUCCAAUGGCAGCGACGAGCAGGUGACGGACUUCGGGUCGGACGUGGUCUCCGGCACAGAGCAGGGGAGUGGAGAGUACUUCGUGAGGAUCGGCGUCGGCAGCCCACCGAGGAGCCAAUACGUGGUGAUUGAUUCCGGCAGCGACAUUGUUUGGGUGCAAUGCCAGCCCUGCAACGAAUGCUACCAACAGUCCGACCCGGUGUUUGACCCGGCCGGUUCCGCCUCCUACGCCGGAAUCUCCUGCGACUCGUCAGUGUGUGACCGCCUCGACAACGCAGGCUGCAACGAUGGCCGGUGCCGGUACGAGGUGUCGUACGGCGACGGAUCUUACACCCGCGGCACACUCGCUCUUGAAACUCUAACUUUCGGGCGGGUCAUAAUCCGAAACAUCGCGAUCGGCUGCGGCCAUAUGAACCGAGGAAUGUUCGUCGGAGCUGCAGGCUUGCUCGGCCUCGGCGGCGGCGCCAUGUCAUUCGUCGGCCAACUCGGCGGCCAAACUGGCGGCGCGUUCAGCUACUGUUUGGUCAGUCGAGGCACCGAGUCUACUGGAACGCUAGAGUUCGGCCGCGGCGCUAUGCCAGUAGGCGGCGCGUGGGUUCCCCUAAUCCGAAACCCACGCGCUCCCAGUUUCUACUACGUCAGGCUUUCGGGACUCGGAGUAGGAGGGAUCCGAGUUCCAAUACCCGAACAGAUCUUCGAACUCACCGAUCUAGGGUACGGUGGCGUGGUGAUGGACACCGGAACCGCCGUGACGAGGCUACCGGCGCCGGCGUACGAAGCAUUACGAGACACCUUCAUCGGACAAACGGCAAACCUGCCUCGAUCAGGCAGAGUAUCGAUCUUCGACACAUGCUAUAACCUAAAUGGUUUCAUAUCGGUAAGGGUGCCGACGGUAUCGUUCUACUUCUCCGGCGGGCCGAUACUGACGUUGCCGGCAAGGAACUUUCUGAUUCCAGUGGACGGCGAAGGGACAUUUUGCUUUGCAUUUGCAGCAUCGGCGUCGGGAUUGUCGAUAAUAGGAAACAUUCAGCAAGAAGGGAUUCAAAUCUCCAUUGAUGGAUCAAAUGGGUUUGUGGGAUUUGGACCAAGUAUUUGUUAAUUCAUCAAAUAUCAAAGGGCAAAUCUGUCAUUAUAUAAAUACUAUUUCUCUACUUAUAUAUUUUA